CGGUGUUAAAUGUGUCAUAGAAACAACAUGGCGGUCAGGGCAAGUGUGAAAGCGGUGACCUCUCGGAGACUGAGACUACCGACCAGAGCAGCCCUGGUGCUAACCUCAUCUGCUGUCAACAGAAUUAAAAGUCUUCUACAAGAGAGACCAGAAUGUGUUGGUUUGAAGGUAGGAGUCCGCACACGUGGCUGCAGUGGUCUGUCAUAUGUCAUAGAGUAUGCAACGGAGAAGGGAAAGUUUGAUGAAGAAGUUAAUCAAGAUGGUGUACGUGUCUUCGUUGACCAGAAAGCACAGUUAACCCUACUUGGAACUGAAAUGGAUUUUAUUGAAUCAAAACUCUCUAGUGAAUUUGUUUUUAAUAACCCAAAUAUUAAGGGAACAUGUGGAUGUGGUGAAAGUUUUACAGUAUAAAUUAAAUAUUUAAAAUAUAAGCAAUAUGGGAUUAUAUAGAUUUAUUUUGAAAUUCACAGAAGAGUUGGCUAAGUGGUUGAGAGCCUUGCAGUUCUUUUGGAAAGAACAGGUGUAAUGGGACAUUUGGGAUUAUUCCACGAGGAGUCAGUGUAUACGUUAGUCUGAACAACCUCCAUCCGUGCUGAGAGAUAAACUGUCUCAAAAUCAUACAGAUGAACAUAUUGUCGUAAAGUCUUGAAGCAAAGCUAUUUGAUAUUUACACCAUUUGCCAAGAUAUGGCUCAUCAUUACUGCUUAAAGCCCUUGCAAUGUAUAAACCAAGUAGAAUUUUGCCCUUGAAGGUAUUCAAUUGAAUUGUGCAUUUGUUCUAAGUAACAACCCUGUGUGUAAAUAUUUGAUUUAUGCUGCUAUCUUGCUAAAUCAGUUAGAGGCAAUGUGCUUAACAAUUGAAUCAUUGUAUUCAACUUUGGGGGAAAAUCUUUAAGUAGUUCCAAAUCAUGGAGUGUACCUGUGAAUUAGGAAGUACUUUACUCAUUGAUUCACAGCUGGACAUUCAGAAACCACACAACUUUGACUUAAGGGAUGAGAUUUAUUUGGAAAUGCCUUAUUGUCUAAUAAAAUGGGCCAUUGCAAUUUGAGCUUAGUGCAAUGUGGGAAUGUUCAUUCAUUCAAAUUUGUAAUAAAAGAAAUAUUCUGUAAAAAAUUUUUGUAGAAUAAAAUUUAACUUGCCAUCUGAAAGCUACAAAUUUCACUAAUUUACUGCAUCUUUUAAUAUUUUAGGACUUUGAGGAUAAAAUUUUACAAAGAAGGUCAAGACUAGAAUGAAGAUUUAGCUCCACACUAAUCAGGAUUUGAUUUUUUUUCACUCACAUGUGCAUACCCACAUAUGAUAAUGAAGCAGUUGAAUCAGGUCGAAAUUGAAGGUUUUAUAAUAACUUCUAUUGGGCACUAACAAUAGUUAUUUAAUUUGAAAUGAAUAUUCCUAAGUAUGUUUUUUUUCCGCUAGGAUAGUAAUUUCCCACCAUUCUAUUCACUUCACAGAACACAAAUCAGGUCUGUGCUGUAAUUUGCAUUCAUCAUCGGACUUCGAAGAAAACUUCCCACAAUGUUCAAAUGAUAUGCUAUAGCUGGCUACUGCUAUCAAGUCAAUUCAAGUGGAGGCCUAGUGUGCAGAGUUUGAAAGUUUAAUUUUCAGCUUGCUGAAAGAACUUGAAAGAUCCAAGACUAAGACAAAUGCUGAAACACAAGUUUGCAGUUAUUAUAGCUCAAUACACCUCAUGCAAAUACCAUUCUCUAAUGUACCUUAGAAAAAUCUGCAAAUUUUAUAAUCAGUGAGGUCAUCCCUUUCCAACUCCCAAACUGACUGAUUCAUCUGCUUUACUUAAUGUUUCAUUGAACAACUGUUUUGAUUCCCCACUGCCCCCCCCCCCCAAAAUAAGUUGCUUCGAGAACCUAUGGAUCCAAGCUAUGAACUAUAAUCUGGAGCAAAAUUUGGAACAAUGUCAAUCUCAGUCCUACUUCUCUCUCUCUUUCACUAGUACGAGGAUAAUUUUUUCAGCAUGCUGCUUGUCCUGGUCUAAGCUAAGAAAAAAAUCAUUACUUUUGCUGCUAAUUUCCAUUUUGCACCAGGGUUCCCUCCCUUAAUUACUAUUUUAGCGUAUGGUCUACUGAUGAGUAUGCCCUAAGACAAGUUUCCUUGUCUACACUUCCCUCCAUCCAGCCUUUUGAAAGGACUCAAUUGGAUUCUUCCAUUACCAAAAUCUGAGGAAAAAGUCCUUAAUCUCUAGUUAACUGGUUGUCACACAUUUCCAACAUCUUCUGCCCUAAUUUCAAAAUGCAUCUCCAUUAGUUCUGGCAAUGAUUGUGUUCCUUUUCAUCUCGUAUUUUUUUUGUUUUAGCAUGCUGCUUGGUAUUGAGGCUUAUCCAGUCACUUAAAAACAACAUUCCCAGAAUUAUGCUAAUGAAAAAAAUAAUUAGUUAAGUAAAUGCACCCAAACUGUAAAUCAGUGGCAACUUUAUUAGGUACAACUGCUUGUUAAUGCAAAUUUGUGUUCAGCCAGUCAUGUGGCAGCACCUCAUGCAGACAUGGUCAGGGGUUCAGUUGUUGUUCAGACCAAGUGACUUUGACUGUAGAAUGAAUGCUAGUGCAAGAUGGAGUGGUUUAAGUAUCUCAGAAAUUGCUGAUCUGGGAUUUUCACACACAAGUCUCUAGAGUUUACAAAAAAUGGUAUGAAAAACAGAACUAAAAUCCAGUGAACACCUUGCGAAUGAGAGAGGUUAGCAGAGAAUGGCCAGACUUAUAUUGGGAGUUGGUCAGCACUUAUCUUACAAAGCACCUUUAACUGUUUUUACAAUGUUGACUGUGGGUAGCGCUUAUCAAAAAUGAGUUCACUUUGCACAGAAAUGAACAGGAGAUCAAUAACGUGAA
This is a messenger RNA of Hypanus sabinus (Atlantic stingray), 2838 nucleotides long. RefSeq names its product iron-sulfur cluster assembly 1 homolog, mitochondrial-like. NCBI's taxonomy places the organism in Eukaryota, Metazoa, Chordata, Chondrichthyes, Myliobatiformes, Dasyatidae. The transcript is spliced from 4 exons. The record is from RefSeq and is a predicted model, not a curated record. The coding region runs from base 10 to 411 and encodes 133 amino acids. Gene Ontology annotation, biological process: iron-sulfur cluster assembly. Gene Ontology annotation, molecular function: 2 iron, 2 sulfur cluster binding. Gene Ontology annotation, cellular component: cytoplasm; mitochondrion.